UCGCUUGGGGGUGGCCCGGAGGGUUGAGGUGCUCGCAGUGGAGCCCUGGCCCCCGGGCCGACGGAGCUGCACGGUAGUAGAUGGGGGUGUGGCCGUGGCCCCCGACUCUGCUCGGCGGGGCCGUUCCUGCCUUGCUGUCCGUGUGGGGCUUGUACGACACUCCAGUGUGGAGGCAGGAGAGCGGGGCCCCCUAUGCUGCUUGCCCUGCUUGGGAAAGAGGCGGCUGCUGGAAAGGACCGAUCGGCGGGCACGCCAGCCCGGCCCACCCCUCGCCUCCAUGUGGGUCAGGCUUCUCAUCGCAGCAUGCUUUGGCCCAGUGUCGGUGGCCCUGACCCUGCUCCGGAAGUGUCUGCAGAGCAUCUGUGCCCCCCGCCCCUCCCCGGGCCCAGCUGCGUGCAGCUCCUGCCCUACCCAGCACAAGCACUCGACCCGGAUAGCUCCCAGUGUCGGGGUCCUGUUCAUCAAAUGCCUUCCAAUUGCACAGGUCAGGUGCACACCUUACACCUUCACAGAACUCUGAGGGGUGAAAAGGGAGAUUUUACUUGUGUUCCUCAUUCAAUGGACAAGUAUCAGUAUCUGGGUGCCCCUGUGGGCCAGGCAGUGGGACCAGAAGCCAGCAACAUAGAUGGGCUUGGAUCUGAUGCUAGGGGCGUAGAGUGAGUUGUGGGGAGCAGGCAGGGAAGGCCUGAGUGAGAGGCGGGAGGGCUGAGAGGGGAGGGUGUUGCGCUGCUGAGGGGGGUGAGGGCCUGAAGGGGGAGGUCAGAGGUCAGAGGGCCCUGGAGGACAGACUGCCUCUCGAAGCUGUACCCAGAGGCCUGGCCAACUUGACUGCAGAACCCUGUGACUGCCAUGUUAUCAGGCCAGGCAAGCAAAGGCAGGGGCCAGGAAGUCCAUAGGGACAAGAGGCAGGCUGCUGCUUAUUCAGCCCAAAUAACACUCCUGAGAGGUGGGCACAGGUGAGGUCAGGGAAGCUCAAUGAAGAUGGGCCAGCACCUGGUCCAGGCCACACACAACCACCUGACCCCGCUGAGCCCGCCUGUUGUCUCCGCUGUGGGAAAAUGCAGGUGUGGGCAGUUGGCAGUGGGUGAAGGUCAGUGCCCUCCCUGCCCCCUUGGGUCACUCUACAACCCCCCAAUCAUUCCCCCAUCUCCUCUGGCCCCUUGGGCCUGCUCUCCACUCCCCUGGCUUCUGCCCCUCGGCACAGAGCAUCCCUGAAGUCCAUGGAUGGAGCCAGGUGAGCUGGGCAGUUGAUGGUGGAGGUGGGAUUUGAACCCAGGACCCUCUGCCCCCUCACAGCCCUCAAUAUAUUGGGCUUUGGACCACAUGCCUUCCUUCCCAUAGAGCUUUCUACAGGCAGGCAUCCCUCCAGGCCAUGCAGAAACGUCCUGGGCCCCAUUCCCCAGCCUCCUUUGCACAUCGAGCCCCCGCUUUCCAUGGGGAUCAAAGGGCUUGAGUGCCAGCCUGACCCUGGUGCAGUCACUGAUGUCACUGUCUUGCUGGCCUUCUCUGGGUGCUGGGCCUGCUGGGCCUGUCUCUGCCCCUCUUCCCUCUUGCCUGUCUGAUGCAGAGUGACCCAUCCUCUUCAGAGCACUUGCUGCUGUGGGGCACCAAGACCCUUCUUCAAGAUGAAACGGAGUCUCAGAGAAAUGAUGAAAUAAUACGUGAUUGUCCCAGUAGAUGAACUCAUUCUAGGUGCCUUUGGGGUCCUGCCUGGGCUGCAGCACCAGCCUGGCUUGAGGAAGGUCCUUGGUCUCUGGAAGCAGCAGUGACUGCGUAGGGAUGCUCACCCAGCAGCUGCUUCCUCCGGGCAGCCUUUGUCCUCCCAUAGGGGAUUCACGUGUUUUUCAAGGGCUAACGGAAAUGCUGAGAUCUAAAAGCAUGUUUAUUCCUGCCAAGGCCUGACUAUGAACCUUCAAGUCAAAUUAGUAAGCUUUAUUAAUGACUACAAAGUUUAACAUUAUAUUGAGAAGCUACAACUCAAUUUUUUUGUCAUUGUAUAUAAAUUUUGUAAAGUUAAGGUCACAAAGACAAAGUAAUUUAUUCUGAUGAAACUCAGAAUUGUUAAAAUUCUUUCACUUUUUAAAUAGUACAAAUGUAUGGCCUAGUGACUGGCUUCCCCACGGGAUGGCUGCUCUGUGUGGGGCUGCCAGACCCUCUGCUUUGAUUCUUGUACUUGGCCAGCCCAGGGUGGUGAACCUGUGGAAGGAGGGGGUAGACUGUGCCUGCCCUGGGGAUGGGAGUGGUGAGGACGAAGGACAGUGCUCCAGCUGCCGUCUGAUUCUGAGUCACUGGAUGAAGGUGAGGCUGCCGGGCUCACUCUGCUGCUGCGUCUGGUCUGGCGUCUGCUGAGAAGAUCCUGUACUGAGGCGAGUGGCGGCUGGGCCUCUUCUACCCUGCUCUGCACCUGUGCCAGACUGCCGGCUGGCUGAGGGUGGGGGUCUCCACGGUGGUCCCAGCUCCCAAGGAGGUUGCAGAGGUGCUGCACUGAGUGGAUUUGCAGGGCAGUGGCAUGGAGCCUCUCUUCCCCGCCCCAUUCUGGGAGGUUAUCUACGGCAGCCACCUUCAGGGCAACCUGUCCCUCCUCAGUCCCAACCACAGUCUGCUGCCUCCGCAUCUGCUGCUCAAUGCCAGUCACAGCGCCUUCCUGCCCCUCGGGCUCAAGGUCACCAUCGUGGGGCUCUACCUGGCCGUGUGUGUCGGGGGGCUCCUGGGGAACUGCCUCGUCAUGUACGUCAUCCUCAGGCACACCAAAAUGAAGACAGCCACCAAUAUUUACAUCUUUAACCUGGCCCUGGCAGACACUCUGGUCCUGCUGACACUGCCCUUCCAGGGCACAGACAUCCUCCUGGGCUUCUGGCCGUUUGGGAAUGCCCUGUGCAAGACAGUCAUUGCCAUUGACUACUACAACAUGUUCACCAGCACCUUCACCCUGACUGCCAUGAGUGUGGAUCGCUACGUAGCCAUCUGCCACCCCAUCCGCGCCCUCGACGUCCGCACAUCCAGCAAAGCCCAGGCUGUCAAUGUGGCCAUCUGGGCCCUGGCCUCUGUUGUUGGUGUUCCUGUUGCCAUCAUGGGCUCGGCACAGGUUGAGGAUGAAGAGAUCGAGUGCCUGGUGGAGAUCCCUGCCCCACAGGACUACUGGGGCCCCGUGUUUGCCGUCUGCAUCUUCCUCUUCUCCUUCAUCGUCCCCGUGCUCAUCAUCUCCGUCUGCUACAGCCUCAUGAUCCGGAGGCUCCGCGGAGUCCGCCUGCUCUCGGGCUCCCGGGAGAAGGACCGGAACCUGCGACGCAUCACUCGGCUGGUGCUGGUGGUGGUGGCUGUGUUCGUGGGCUGCUGGACGCCUGUCCAGGUCUUUGUGCUGGUCCAAGGGCUGGGAGUGCAGCCAGGCAGCGAGACUGCCGUGGCCAUUCUGCGCUUCUGCACGGCCCUGGGCUACGUCAACAGCUGCCUCAACCCCAUCCUCUAUGCCUUCCUGGAUGAGAACUUCAAGGCCUGCUUCCGCAAGUUCUGCUGUGCCUCUGCCCUGCGCCGGGAGGUGCAGGUGUCUGACCGUGUGCGCAGCAUUGCCAAAGAUGUGGCCCUGGCCUGCAAGACCUCUGAGACGGUACCGCGGCCCGCGUGACUAGGCGUGGACCUGCCUAUGGUGCCCGUCAGCCCGCAGAGCCCAUCUACGCCCAACACGGAGCUCACACAAGUCACUGCUCUCUAGGCUGACACACCCUGAGCCCUGAGCAUCCAGAGCCUUGGAUGGGCUUUUCCCUGUGGGCCAGGGACACUUGGUCCCAGAGGAGGACCUAGUGAUAUCAUGGGACAGGUCAGAGCAUUAGGGCUACCUCCAUGGCCCCAGACAGACUAAAGCUGCCCACCUGGUGCAGGGCUGAGGUGACACAAAGACCUACCUGGAAGCAGCUGCCGUGCUGCUGGACGGCCGCGACUGGAGCCCGUGCCCCUCCCUGCCCAUGCUUCACGUGACUCUUGGCCUCUCUGCUGCUGUGUUGGCAGAACCCUGGGUGGGUGCACCCGGAGGAGGAGCAGCGGCUGUGUCGUCCUGUGCACCCUACGUGCUGUGUGCUGUUUGCAUGGCAGGGCUCCAGCUGCCUUCAGCCCUGGGACGUCUCCUCAGGGCAGCUGGACAGGCUUGGCGCUGCCCGGGAAGUCCAACAGGCAGCAUUUCUUUGGGGUGGGACUUGCCCUGAGCUUGGAGCUGCCACCAGGAGGACUUGCCCGUUCUGACUCCACCUGUGCAGCCAGGGCCACCCCAGGAGAGUGUCCAGGUGGGCUGGCUGUCCCUGGCUGCAGACCCCGAGCUGGUCCUGGGCCAGCCGCACCUCUGAAGGUUUCCUGUGUGCUGCACUGUGCAGGCGUCAUCCCUGACUGAGCUUGGCUCUGGGUCCAACCCCCCUUUCCCUUCAGGAAACCCACGGGAGGGCCUGGCCCAUUCCCUCCAGCAGUGCAAUGAACUGUCAUGCUUUGGACCGUCAACCGAGCUCUGCUUCUCGGUGUGUGGCAGGUGUCUCAAGAGGAAGACGCCGCGUGACCACAUGGGCAGCCUGUUCACAAAGUAGAGGCCUCAUUUUCCUGGUCUCGACUGCUGUUUGUAGCAGGGUGGGAGAGGAUUCUCUGGGGGUCUCCACAUCCUCCCGGGGGUCUCCGCAUCCUCGCAGGGCUCCCCUCACAGCCUCUCCUUUGCUUGAAGCCGGAGGUCAGUGGCCGUGCAGUGUUUUGGGGGAGCUGUGUUGCGGGGGAAGCUGUGCGGAAGGAGAAGCCGGUGGCCACAGCGGAGUCCUGCUCUGGUGACGCCUGCUUCAUUUACAAGCCUCAAGAUGGCUCUGCGUAGGGCCUGAACUUGCCACCCAGCGAGAGGAUGGCUUCACAGCAGAGCCAGCAUGGGGGUGGGGCUUGCCAGGGCUUGCUUGAGCCAAACAGCAAGCGCUGUAGCGGCUGUGAGAACACUGUGGGGGUGGGAGGGGGUCUCUGUACCUCAGGGGAUGCCCUGCUGUGGUCAACCAGAGAAUCACCCUUCCUGGUCUACAGAUGGCAGCUGCAGGUUGGUGACUUUGCAAAUGCACUUCCUACAGACGAACUAUUAAAAGACCUGCAACGUUGUAAAAACUCAUUUUUUCCAUCAAGACCUUGGCCAGGUAACCUUAGGCUCCUGCCAAGAACAGGAAGUGAUGGCCGUCUCACCACAGAGCCUGGGCUGCUCCUCCAGCUCUGGGGAGUCUAGGCCGUGGGGACUGUCCCUGGGGAGGCCAGUGCUGUCUCCGUGACAUCUGUGGCAGGAGUCUCUGAGAACGGGAGCUGCCUAGCUACAGUGUUUUCUUGCCAAGGCUAAGUGUUUUGUGACUCUGUGCUGACGUAAUGUGCAUCUUCACGUAUUUAUGCAUGUGGCAAUCGUUACUUCCUGUGCACGCAGCCAGCCCUGGGUCUGUCUCUGGGGUAAUGAAAAAGGACCCUAAUAAACACCUGCUCACUGGCUGGGUAUCUUCA
Cercocebus atys (sooty mangabey) is the source of this 5490-nucleotide messenger RNA. RefSeq names its product opiate receptor-like 1 (gene OPRL1). NCBI's taxonomy places the organism in Eukaryota, Metazoa, Chordata, Mammalia, Primates, Cercopithecidae. The record is from RefSeq and is a predicted model, not a curated record. Gene Ontology annotation, biological process: neuropeptide signaling pathway; sensory perception of pain. Gene Ontology annotation, cellular component: membrane; neuron projection. Gene Ontology annotation, molecular function: neuropeptide binding; nociceptin receptor activity. The coding region runs from base 2510 to 3622 and encodes 370 amino acids. The transcript has 8 exons.